Messenger RNA from Prorocentrum cordatum, 548 nucleotides. NCBI's taxonomy places the organism in Eukaryota, Dinophyceae, Prorocentrales, Prorocentraceae. The record is from the annotation of a GenBank genome assembly.
CAUCCUGGCCUCUUGCCACACCGCGAACGUUUGUGCGCAGACCAACCAGCUGAGGCGCUGGGUCGAGUACAAGGGCAGCGAGGGCACUCCACAGGCGUCGGCGGAGAUCAUGAAUCUGGGCAUGGGCUGCGGGGGCAUCGCGGCCCUGAUCGCUGGAUCCCUGGUUGCCCGCAGACCGCUCCCGGGGCGGCCAAGGCCACAGCUUGGUGCGCACCACUCGGGCCCCAGACCCGAGGGCAUCUUCCUACCCACCCGCUCGGUUUCUUGGCAGGACAGGGCCUGUGGUAACGGAGCUGCUGGAACGAGGUCCGCGUGGACCUCCCCCUCCCCUCCGGAGCUGUCAGCGCGGACCUCCGGGAUUUGAGCCCCCAGGGUCCCAGCGCUCUAACAGUGUCCCUCCUCGCCCUCCUCCUCCUUCUCACCCCUCCUCUCCCUCCGCUUCGGCCUCCCUUCCGUCGCCAGAGGCCUGUGGAGACCUCCAGAGGCCCUAGAAGCACCGCGGGGGCCUUUUCAGGGACCUCCUGGGAACCUCCAGAGGGACUCUUCGC